Molecule: messenger RNA, 781 nt
Organism: Dufourea novaeangliae
Lineage: Eukaryota; Metazoa; Arthropoda; Insecta; Hymenoptera; Halictidae
Gene: Thor
Product: eukaryotic translation initiation factor 4E-binding protein 2
Exons: 4
Coding region: 179-526 (115 amino acids)
Biological process (GO): negative regulation of translational initiation
Cellular component (GO): cytoplasm
Molecular function (GO): eukaryotic initiation factor 4E binding
Source: RefSeq, a predicted model, not a curated record
AGACGUCGCUGAGAACACUUCUCUGAAUAUUUCCACAGUUUUUUAGAAGCUCCGGGAGGAGAGGGAAAAGUGGUGAACUUACAUAAAACAAUUACUUAUCGCGUGGUGUUAAUGAGUCUUUGAAUUGUUGAACGCGAUUCAGGUUCGUUUUCAUAGUCUACAAACCUAAAAAUCAAGCAUGUCUGCAUCACCCAUCGCUAGGCAGGCUACUCAGAGCCAAAGUAUACCUUUGAAAAAAAUACUGUUCACUGAUCCUAGUCAGUUACCCGCUGAUUACUCGUCCACCCCUGGCGGAACGCUUUUUUCAACCACACCCGGAGGUACCCGCAUAGUUUAUGAACGUGAUUUCUUGAUGAAUUUACAAAAUUCUCCCAUCUCUCGAACACCACCUCAGAAUAUAUCAUCUAUACCAGCGGAAUUACUGAAAAACACACCUUUGAACAGUACAGCACCUGUGAAAACUCAAACUAACAGAGAUACCCCAGUGAUUGAGGAAACUGCGGAACAGUUUGAAAUGGAUAUGUAAAAAGAAUCUGUGAUUGCAAUGUGUUUACAUUGUAUCAGCCAUUUCUGUGAAUAGUAAUAAUCAAUUUAAAUAAGGAAAAUGUAUUAGUAAUGUACCUUUCUGUAUAAAUGCACUAUCGGACACCUUAUAUGUAGGUAUAAGUUUCAAAACAGUGUCAUCUGACAAUAUUAAAUAUAAUUGACACAGUGAUAAUAAUUCAUCCAAUUAGUCGUCAGUGAAGAUAAAUAGAAAUAUUACAAUAAAUGCAUUAUUUUA